Messenger RNA from Carassius carassius (crucian carp), 917 nucleotides. Its product is annotated as B-cell CLL/lymphoma 7 protein family member B-B-like. The coding region runs from base 90 to 695 and encodes 201 amino acids. The record is from RefSeq and is a predicted model, not a curated record. The transcript has 6 exons. Lineage: Eukaryota; Metazoa; Chordata; Actinopteri; Cypriniformes; Cyprinidae.
AAAGACGAAGACAGGGCGAGAUUAAGUCGCACACGGAGGAAGGCAAGAAAAAGAGGGAGAUCUUGACAAUCUAAUAAAACCCAUUAAAAAUGUCGGGACGGUCCGUGCGAGCGGAGACACGCAGCCGUGCAAAAGAUGAUAUCAAAAAAGUGAUGGCGGCAAUUGAAAGGGUCCGUCGAUGGGAAAAAAAGUGGGUUACAGUGGGCGACUCGUCAUUACGGAUAUUCAAAUGGGUCCCGGUUACAGAAACUAAACAGAUAUACAAGCCUAAAGUGUCAGGUACUGCGAUGAGGGGACUGAAGGGCUUUCCUACAGAUGUAGUGUUGGAAAACGCCCGCUCCGUGCUACUGGAUUUUCAGGAUGACAACAGCAACCAGAGUUUCCUAUCAGAUGCCUAUCUGUCUAAUACCAAAGUGGACAGCAGCAGCAACUCCAGUCCACAGCACGUAAGUGAGGCAGUGAGCCCUUCACACGCACCCUUCUUCCGUACAGAGGACUCCCAGCCGCCCACCCUGGGACAGGAGACCAUGGAUGCCGAGAGAGAGGCAUCAACAACCAGCAGUGAGCUGACGGAUGAGCCUCCAACUCUAAUUAAAGAAGAUGUGUUGUCUCUCUCUACUCAGGAGGAAGAGGAUGUGAUUGGAGCCCCGCCGCUUAAAAGAGUUUGUACUGAGCAAAGCUCAACUCUCAGUUAGCACCAUUAUGCUGAACAUUGCAGGUCAAAAGUAUAGAAGAGUUUCUGAAAGCGACUAAACUGUACAUUUAAGAGACUUUUUGCAACCUGCCAAAUGCCUAAAAUCACUUGUACAGUAAAUGAUCAAGAAAAGAAAAACUUGAAAUGUUUUCUUUUUUAUACAUUAAAAAGAUGUUCUUAGAUGUUUUCAGGGGUUUUCUAUUGAAGGUAAAGCAGUUUGUAU